Molecule: messenger RNA, 1277 nt
Organism: Caenorhabditis elegans
Lineage: Eukaryota; Metazoa; Nematoda; Chromadorea; Rhabditida; Rhabditidae
Gene: Y73B6A.1
Product: Protein kinase domain-containing protein
Exons: 6
Coding region: 1-1245 (414 amino acids)
Biological process (GO): nucleosome assembly
Cellular component (GO): nucleosome
Molecular function (GO): nucleotide binding; ATP binding; DNA binding
Source: RefSeq, marked reviewed
AUGGUCAAGAACGGAUCUCGGAAAACAGGAAAAUCUAUAAAACGCAGAGCUAACUAUAAGAGAAAUGAGAAGUCUUACGCGGAAAUGGUUUUAAGUGUUUUGGAAUCCUCUGACAGUAUAAAUGGAUUUUCGCAUCACGCGAUAAAGAAAGGCGUUUCUCAAAUGAUGACUCGGACAAUUGGCAAAGGCUUUUCGCGCUAUAUCUUGAGUGCUCUUCAGAAGUUGGAAAGUCAGAAGAUCAUUUUCCAACCUAGGAAACAACGUUUCAAACUUUCCUCUAUCAGAGCUCAAGCAGGACGAGCCGCCGCACCGACACCUGUUGUCCCAAAGACAACCAAAGGACGAAACGAUGUCCAUUUGAAAAAUAACGCAAGACGCCAAGUUCACAGAGAAGGAGAACGCGCUGAAGCAAACCUACGACGUGCUCACCUGAAUUCUUUGCGUAAAACCACCAGCAGCAAGAGAAUCCAUUCGUGGGAAUCCCUACUCACAGGAAAGGUAGAGAAGCUUGGGCAAGGGAAUCAUGGCACAAUUUUCAAAGUGAGAUGGAAUGGCAGAAGAGCCGCUAUGAAAGUGCUCCAUGUGCCGGGCGAAAUCUCCGCCGAUACUGCCAAAGAUGAAAUCACAGUCAUGAAGAAGGUCGGGUCGGCUGUUUUUCGCAAGAAAAACCCCUCGUUUCUUGAAUUUUUGGGAGCCUAUUUGGUCGAGGGUCACUCCAAAACUGACCCCAAGCUCCAGUUCAAAAACAAGAACGGCCACCCGCUCCCAGAAAAGGCCCAAUUCGUGGCGAUUUUUAUGGAAUUGGUUGAAGGAGGAAGAUCAAUCGGCGAUUUCCCAUUUAAAACUGAUAAUGAAAGGAAAUCAUUCGUUUGUCAAUUGGUUGUCGGGCUGAUGACUGCACAAAAAGAACUCGGAUUUUCACAUGGUGAUUUGUCCGUGGACAACACCAUCGUCACGAAAACGAAGUUGAGGACUGUCGCGUACAUCCUGGAAGGAAAAGCAGUCAAACUGAAAACGUCUGGAGUUCUUUUAAAAAUUAUCGAUUAUGGCAAAAGUGAAUGUAGCUCCGAUAAUAAAGCGUCCACCAGCUUUGAAGAUUCGGACUACACAAAGCUACGGAACCAUGCCAUGGAUGUUUUUAAAGUUCCCGGAUUGAAGGCGCUGGCAGAUGCUGUGAACAAUUACGAUGAGGAACAUGCAUCAUGGUAUCCAAACUCGGAGCUUUUCAAUGGAUUGAUUGAAUGAUAUUUUAAAUCAAUGCUUUAUUAUUUGCUUUU